AAUGCGUUUAAAAUAUCCCUGGUAGAGCAUAGGUAUAAUAUAAAAUUAGAUUUAAAAAAAUUUUCUAUAUCUAGAAGUAUUUGAAGAAAUAAUGUAUAUUUUAUGCAAGAGAUAACAAGUGAUGAACAGAAUAAUGAAAAAUUUGUAUAUAACAAUAGAAAAUGAGGAAAUAAAACAAACAUACAAUGAAGGAGUAGUUCAUUAUAUAGAGGAUUCAAUAAAUAAUAUUUAAUAUAUAAAGGAAAAAAAUAUAUCGCUUAGAAAAAAAAAAUUUUCAAGCAACUUGAUUACAUAGAUUUUACCAGAAAAAGAGUGUUAUUUUGUAAUAUAAAAUACGAAAAAUUAAUAACUAUAAUGUUUGCACAUAAAAUGUUUUUACCUACCGUGGUACUCUCAUGGGUGUUACUAGUAUCAUUAGGAGCUAUUAUUGAACGUUUUUUUGAUGAAAAGAGUGUUGUAACAGAUGUAAAAUAUUAUGAUGUUACAUUAUUUCUUGUAUUAUUGGUUAUACUAAUUGUUAUAUUGAUUAAUAUAAAAUUUAAAAAGCAUAAAAGUAUUAUGAAAAGGAAAUGUUAG
Molecule: messenger RNA, 576 nt
Organism: Plasmodium malariae
Lineage: Eukaryota; Apicomplexa; Aconoidasida; Haemosporida; Plasmodiidae
Source: the annotation of a RefSeq genome assembly